Anarrhichthys ocellatus (wolf-eel) is the source of this 1512-nucleotide messenger RNA. It is a transcript of the gene bcl2l1, whose product is annotated as BCL2 like 1. The record is from RefSeq and is a predicted model, not a curated record. The transcript has 3 exons. Gene Ontology annotation, molecular function: BH domain binding. The coding region runs from base 730 to 1428 and encodes 232 amino acids. Gene Ontology annotation, cellular component: mitochondrial outer membrane. NCBI's taxonomy places the organism in Eukaryota, Metazoa, Chordata, Actinopteri, Perciformes, Anarhichadidae. Gene Ontology annotation, biological process: intrinsic apoptotic signaling pathway in response to DNA damage; extrinsic apoptotic signaling pathway in absence of ligand; regulation of apoptotic process.
UUAAGGAAAACGCCAUGUUACUAAUCCUUAACACAGCAGCUAGAUAAGGAAGGAAGGCGACAGUAGCACUUAACUAUCAACAUAAUUCACGUAGCAGGGGUCAGAAGACACGCAAACUAGCUCACUUUAAACCGGUUAGCGCUUUAAACCGGUUAGCGCUAACGCUAGCUAGCUGGGACUUCCUUGCUGCCAGCCGGACCAGAUAUUUGCUCUCACGUGAAGUCUGCAAGUGACGCGUGAGAACCACUCUCCGGUGAGAGGAGCACAUUUUUCUUCCUAAACGCAUUUUUUCAGCAUUCUGUCCAUGCUGGAUAAAGCUGGCAUUUACCAGAAUGAACAGACUCGAGCUGGAGCGGUGACGUUACGCAGGGAACGUGACGGUGGGCGGAUCUCAGGCAGCCAGUAGCGGACUAGGAGGUCUCCGUCGGCGUUUUAGCCAGACGGGCUAGCGAUGACGGAUCGGAUUUCUCCUGCCGGGGUCAGGAUUGUGAGCCACCAGAAAUGAUUUUAUGGAGACCACCCUACAAGGCCUGAGCUGAUUUGUCAGCCUUGUGUAGGUUUUGGUUUUCACCCCCCAAGUGUCCUCUGGAUAUCAGCUGACCAUGGUGGUCUGAGCAGGUGAGAAGCCUGGCACAGCGUGUGUUCACUCUUAACACAGCGAGGCUCGACCAAGAGAGGAGCAGAGACGGACCGGCGCGACCAAAAGCAAAACGCAUCUUGAAAGGCAACAUGUCUCAGAACAGAGAACUGGUGGUCUUCUACAUAAACUAUAAACUCUCCCAGAGGAACUAUCCCCUCAACCACAUGGGGCUCUCACAGCCUCCCAACAGGACUGACGGGGGGGAAGCAGGUUCGGGUGAGGAACAGCAGGUAGCGACGCACGCCAACGGGGCUUUCAAUGGCACGAGUCCCGGGACCCCGCCGGCGUCCCCGCUACGACAUCAACGGUUGCCGUCGACGACGAGCCUGGACGCGGUGAAGGAGGCCCUCCGGGACUCGGCCAACGAGUUCGAGCUGCGAUACGCUCGGGCCUUCAGCGAUCUGCACAACCAGCUGCACAUCACGCCGGCCACGGCCUACCAGAGCUUCGAGAACGUGAUGGACGAGGUGUUCCGGGACGGGGUCAACUGGGGCCGCAUCGUGGGCCUCUUCGCCUUCGGCGGGGCGCUGUGCGUGGAGUGCAUGGAGAAGGAGAUGAGUCCGCUGGUGGGCCGCAUCAUCGAGUGGAUGACGGUCUACCUGGACAACCACAUUCAGCCCUGGAUCCAGAACCAGGGAGGAUGGGAGCGCUUCGCCGAGAUCUUCGGGCAGGACGCGGCGGCGGAGAGCAGGAGGUCUCAGGAGAGCUUCAAGAAGUGGCUGCUGGCAGGGGUGACGCUGGUGACCGGCGUCGUGGUGGGCUCGCUCAUCGCCCAGAAACGCCUGUGAGAGGGGGAGGUGCUCGCCGGGCCUCCCUCUCCAUCCGCCGCCCUCAACCCACGCUUACCACAGAAGUUAAAAUGAAGGUCUCGU